CGGAUCUCUCUUGAAUUCGUAGGCUAAGCUUUCUCAGUAUUGUCCUUUUUGACGAUCGGAGAAAGGAAGGAAACUGGGAAGGAUAUAGGUAAUUUGAUGAAGCGUUUGAUUUGACGAGCGGAGAACGUCCACUCGUCUCGCACAUCGAGAAAACAAGAAACCUGCCACAUGACUCGAGGAAAGCAGGAAGUAGGUGGAAAGGAGUCACCUAUUGCUGAAACCCCGCAUCCAGCACGAACCACUUUUUCAGUGCCAUCAGCGUUGUAGAAGGAGAGCAAAGUAUUCGAAAAAAUGUAUUGGAGACUUUUUCAUGUGACAGUAUUUCUUGCCGUUUUCGCAGGAACGACAUAUGCGCAAUCUGCUGAUUGUGCCUCAUUAAUGCUUUGCGCCAUAUGCCAAAACAACACCGACUGCAGCUGGCUGGAUUGUGGAGGUACCACGACGUGUGUGAAUGAGACGGCAACUAACAUCACCAACUGUGUCAAUGCUACCUGUGGAGUAUCUCCAUCCCCACCAGUCCCAGUCACUUCCCUUCCUACUGCUGGACCAACUACAGUCAACUCCACCAACUCUACCAUCGAACCCACCUCAGGUACACACACACACACACACACACACACUCUCUCCCUCCCUACUGCUGGACCAACUACAGUCAACUCGUCCACCAACUCUACCAUCGAGCCCACCUCAGAAUCUGUGAACGCGUCAACGACACACCCACCUGCUCCUCCCACUACCCACGAUUCCAACUCCACUGUUCCCAGCUCACCAGCCUCCAACGUAACCGUGACGACCGUGGUUCCGUCCCCCUCGAAGUCGUCAACGUUCGACGCGGCUAGCUUCAUCGGGGGGAUCGUGCUGGUCGUGGGCCUGCAGGCGGUCAUCUUCUUCCUAUACAAGUUCUGCAAGUCCAAGGACCGCAACUACCACACUUUGUAACGCACACGCACAGAUGUGUUCCCACUCCCUGCCGCAUAGGCAUCACACUGGACAGACACACACACACACACAGACACACACUCCCGCCCCUUAUUUUCAGUGUCACAAACUAACACACACACACACACACACACACACACACAAACACACACACUUGGAUUAAUACUCCUGUCUAUAUAGACCUACCUAAGAUGAGAGACAUGCCUCUGUGUGUGCCCAGAUGCACACAUUGACAUAAGCAGCCUCACUCUCCCAAACAAAGACCUUCCUACUGAUGCCAUAUUAGCCAAGACCCCUUCAUGGUCUUGGGCAAAAAAAAAAAUGACCUUUGCAUGAACUUAGAUUACGUACACACACACACACACACGUGUAUAACCACAUUUUUCGAGACCAAUACAAAUGCCUUUAUUUUGAAACCCAACUCCACAAACAUGUAAAGUACUGAAGGCAAUUAUGUCAUUAACGUUCCUGCACAGACCCAUGUCUGUUAUGAACGUGUGUGUGUGUGUCAUUCCUGGCCUCCCAGAGGCUGUGGAGGGCAGUCCAAAAAGCCAGAGCAGGCUGAAUCAGCCAAUCAGCCGCAGGGCUGCAAGCACCUUUUAUUCUCCCCCUUUGGCACGGCUAUCAUGUCCUCUCACAGCCAACCAAAAUACCGCACUCACAUUUACGUCCCUCCACCCCCUGACCCUCAACACCCCCCCCCCCCCCCCCCCAAGCUCCCAUUCCGCUCCGGGCUAAUCGUCAUUAAAACCUUUCAGGCAUGGUGGGAGUUGGAUUGUGGGUUAUGUUUUGAACAGUGCAUAACAUGGCCAAUUAGUUGGUAGCACAUCAGUGUUGACACCAUUAGGCUCCCUUGCCUUCGCCGCUAAUUAGCAAUUGAAACUUGCAGUGUCUGUCUGUCCAGUGAGGUGUUCUAAUAUUUCACCAACCCUCUCUAAAGCCAGAUUAGUGUGUACAUCUCUCAGAUCAUAAAAGCCUGACUUGAAGAAUUCAAUUAUGAACCCCUUAAUGAUCACCUAACACACACUUGGACGUAUCUGUUACUAUUUAGCAAGCAGGUGAAUAAAUGUUUCUAAGAAGCCAAUUGGUUGAUUUGCCACUGGCUACAGCUGUUCCUACCUGUACUGGUUACAGUCCAUGCUUUAUGGAUACAGUACUGUUGUGUACAGGUCUGUGCCAUUAGCAGCAGUAACAACAGCAGUGUUUGCGGGCAUGCAACUUGAACCCUGCGUUAGCCACUCUGCUAAUGUGCAAGAUCAGGGCUUCGCCAUUCGGUUAUGCAAUACAAGCCAUGGUAGCCACCUGUGCCAGUGGUUGUGCUUGUAUCUUGGGCUUACAACUAAGUGGUAAUAUAUCAAAUAUCUCCUCAUCAGAAUUUAAGAUGGAGAGGUGUUUGGUUUGUUACAUCUGCGUGUAUGUAUAUGUGUGUGUGAGUGAGAGAGUGAAGCAGUCGUGGGUUAAAAGUGUGUCUUUGGGAAGCCAUGGCAGAUGAAGUGCCUUCAGUGUUGACUCAAUCAAGAGGCGUCUGAGAUGAAGAGGGAGCCUUCCCCCUUGCUCCAGACAUGUGAAUGUGUUACUAGUGUGACUGCAGAUUCCUGUCGUGUGUGUGUGUGUGUGUGUGUGUGUAUGAAUGUGUUGCUGUGAUUUGAUGUAAAGAGGCAAUGGAGGCUCCAGCUGGACUGAUUGCUAUAAGUCAUUUAAUAAUUAUGUCGUCGGUGAUGAUUUGAUGUUAAUGCUUAAUUGAUUAACUUGUGUGUCGGGGGGGAAAUCACCUAUGUAUUUCUGCUUCACAAUGACGCUGAUGCGUCUUAGAAGCCUUCGAGCUUUUCGACCGUUGUCAUGGUGUAACCACGCGUGUGUGUGGCAGUGUAGAGACCCCUCUCAUGCAGUCUUACGUGGAUGAGAUUUUUAUUUAAAUUUUUGAGACCAGGUAGUAUGUGCAAGGUCAUCGUGUCGAUCAUCCUCUGGCUAUCACAGCCUGAUGGGGUCAGUGUCCGGCCAGUGGCCAAUACAGGUUAGAAUUUGAGUUUGGGAUAUUUCUUCAGAAUUAUGCAGAAGUGCUAUGUGCCAAAAUUUCGGGAAGAUAUUUUAUGU
Messenger RNA from Clupea harengus (Atlantic herring), 3033 nucleotides. RefSeq names its product CD164 molecule, sialomucin (gene cd164). Gene Ontology annotation, cellular component: cytoplasmic vesicle. NCBI's taxonomy places the organism in Eukaryota, Metazoa, Chordata, Actinopteri, Clupeiformes, Clupeidae. The record is from RefSeq and is a predicted model, not a curated record.